This is a messenger RNA of Ilex paraguariensis (yerba mate), 1161 nucleotides long. The record is from the annotation of a GenBank genome assembly. Lineage: Eukaryota; Viridiplantae; Streptophyta; Magnoliopsida; Aquifoliales; Aquifoliaceae.
CUUCUCUCUCUCUCUCUCUCUCCAUAGCAUCGCCCACAGGAAAGAUCAGCCAUACCCUCAGCCACCUUUAAAGAGAGCUGGAAAGUGACUAACCCAACUCCCCCUCUCAACCUCUCUCUCAAUAUAUAUACACAUACAAUCAUCUAGUUCCUAAGCCCCCUUCAAAACCAAUCUUUAUUUGCACUUUUCUCUCUCCAGAUCAGAAUCAAAAACCAUCGCAAAAUGCCUUCGGAUCGGCCAAAUUCAUCUAUUUUACUUCACAGAAUCAACAACCCAACAACCAAUUCCACCGCCACCACCUCCUGCAAACAAUCCCCACAACAGCAGUCCACCACCACUCUUCAACGACGGACACCACUACCGUGUGCCACCCCUGUGCCAGGCUCCGUGGCACGCUACCAUACCCACCCAGUGGGACCCAGCCAGUGCUGCUCCGCAGUGAUCCAGCAAAUCUCCGCCCCGGUCUCCAACGUUUGGUCCGUAGUGCGACGCUUCGACAAUCCACAAGCCUACAAGCACUUCAUCAAGAGCUGCCACGUGAUUAACGGCGACGGUCACGUGGGCACCCUUCGUGAAGUCCACGUCGUCUCAGGCCUCCCUGCCGCCAACAGCACUGAGCGCCUCGAAAUCCUCGACGACGAGCGUCAUGUAAUCAGCUUCAGCGUCAUCGGUGGGGACCACCGCCUCGCAAAUUACCGGUCGGUCACCACCCUACACCCCACACCCGCCGGAAAUGGGACAGUUGUAACCGAGUCAUACGUCGUUGACAUACCGCCGGGCAAUACUAAAGAAGAAACUAUGGUGUUCGUUGACACCAUUGUUCGAUGCAACCUCCAAUCACUUGCUCAGACUGCCGAGAACUUAGCCAGACGAAACUCUUCAUGAAUACAUAUAUAUACAUAUAUGCAGUUAUGCACAGAACAUGACAAUCGGAGAGGAAACAAUGAAUCAACCGAUUGAUCUUUUGGUAACACGACGACUGUACCUAAUACCUAUAGUCUGUGAUGAUUUGAUGUUGGUUUUCAUAGUUAAAAUGCUUUUUUGAUGGCUUGAUCGUUUCGGGAAGUUGCCUGAGAUGUUCUUGACAGUGUUAUCGCCGCACCCAGUUAAUGUUAUAAUCUUUAUUGUUUCUUGUCCCUUUUGUUUUGCCUGUGUGAAAUA